GUCAACACGCAUGACACCAUAACAAGUGCGAGCAGUCUGUUUCUUAGAUUCCACUAUUAAAAGGCAAAUUAAAAGCGAAAACUACGUAAACUGAUGACUGUAAUGUAGCUGUUGCACUAAGUCAGAGAAAAUGUUAAUGAUGGUUUGACAUUGGAAGGAUAAACAUGGAUGUACAGGUGCUAUGUUAUCUUUGGAUCUAAGUAUAGUCUGACCUGCCAGAAAUUCUUUUAGAAGAAGAUCUUUAGUCAUCCUUAUAAUUAGAAAUGGAGGGAGAUGAAGACAAAAAUCCGGGAGUAUCAAUGAUAGUUAUCUGCGUUAUUGUAGCCCUGAUAGGAAUAGUUUGUAUCCUAGGUAACAUACUGGUCAUCCAAGCGUUAAUAUGCUCAAAAUAUCCCAGAAUUCCAAUCUACAUCGCAAUCGGAGGAUUGGCAGUAGCCGACUUGCUCAAUAUCAUCAUGGAAAGUCCAUAUAUCAUUUUCAAUGAAGUUGGGCAUAAAGGCAUAGUGAAUACACCUUUGUGUAAAGCACAUUUUUAUUUGACAUCAGUAUGUUCAUAUGUUGCAGGAGCACAUUUGGUACUUUUCAGCAUUAUUCGUUGUAUCAUGUUGAAUGAACGUGUCCGUUCCAGGUCAUACGUUCGACACACCAUUGUAGGGUGUGUUGUUAUAUGGAUAGUUAUAUGCCUGUCAAACAUUCUAAAUCUCAAAACUGUAGCAUAUGACAAAGACUUUAAAGUAUGUGUUGAGCUAGGUUCAGACCUUACUCCAGAAGAUGAGAGAAUAUUAUGGUUACGGUUUUCAUUUUCAUAUAUGAUUCCUUUACUUGUAAUAUGUAUCUUAUAUGUAGUGACAAAGUUCCUAAGCAUGCGAUUUUUUUACGAAAGUUAUUCCUCAAGAGAACGUAGAUUUUCAAAAAUGGUGACUAUCUUAGUAAUAACAUUUGCUAUUUUCAAAUUACCAAAUGAAGUAGUAUAUAUAAUGAUUUUUUACAAAACUCGAGAGUUUAUUUCUGGUUUGAAAAUAAACCCAAACUAUGAUGAUGUUUUGAUUAAUCAGAUUGAUAUGCUAUUUGAAGUUUCGAAAUAUUGUGAAAUCGUAGCAUUGGUAGACUUAGCAAUUCGUCCAGUCAUAUAUGCAAAGUUUUCUUAUUACUUUGGAAAUAGUUUUGAUGAAAUUAUUAACUGUAACACUUGCCGUGAAAGAGGACAUCGUCCUAGACGGAAGAAGACUGACAGCGGAAUGUCAAAUCAUACUACUCUAAUUCAAGAUGAAGGUGAAGAAAUUGAUAAAGAUAACCUAGAUGCUGAGGAUGAUAUCGAUGAAAAUGCAAAACAUGUGGACGAAGAAAACAAUGAAAUGGAUGUAGUCGAUUUCAUAGAGGAUGAAGUUCAAGAUUCAAAAUGUCCAAUCUCCAUUAUCAUCAACAACGAAAAAAAUGGUGGAUUAUUUGUUGGAUCAAUUUAUGAUGAGAAAAAUGGUGUGAAUGCCAUAUCUGGUGUGAAAAUUUUCAUGGUACUGAAAACAAACAUAAGGUACAAAGGUGAAACUGGAAUCAGAAUCGAAAGAAUUCCAAUGAGAGAAAAAGAAAGUGAAAAAGAUGAUAUAAUUGAAGACACAUUUGGAAAACCAGCUUGAUUAUGUUUCAUCUUUUCAGAACAAAAUUAUAUAAUGUUGAGAAAACAAAGAUGUUGUAAAGAUUUUCAAUUGAGUUGUACAUUCAGUAUACAAUAUAUAUAUAUAUUGAGUUCAUCACCCUUUCUAGUCAUCAAGAAUCAAACAUAGCUGUUUUAUGUUGAUUAUAGAAAGAUAUAAAACUUUUUAUGUCAUUUUCAUGUAAUCAGAUUUGAUCUAAGCUUGAAUGAUACACACUCUGAACAGCUGGUCUUGUAUAUGAUAAAACAGAAUUUGGUCUUUCUUAACAUUAAAAUUUUUUCCUUAUAUUUCAAAAGAGUUAUCGAAUAUUUGAUUUUUGUUUGUAAAGAAAUCAAUCCCAAAAGAUAGUGAAAUGCAAAUCUGUAAAUUAUGAUGACAGUCUUGUCCUUGCUGGAAUGUUGACAAAUUAAACUAAUAAAUUACUCAGAAAUGUACCAUACACUGUUUUAUAAUGACCUUUUUUAGAAUUCAUACAAAAAAUUAGCAAUCCUGUAGGAUUUAAUGCCUUUUGGACAUUGCUAAAUUCUUGAAUAUGGAUAUUUCUUUUUUAGGCAUUUCAAUUGGAUACAGUUUUCAUUUUAAAUGUCAACAUCUAAUGACCUUUGUUUUAACUAUUUUGAUUAACUUUCUUCUUUUGCCAAAAUUAUUGUACGUUUCUUGUUGUCUCUGGAAAAGUGAAUGUGCAUUUAAAUUCUGUUGGGCAUUUACAAAUACAGUAUAUACAUUUUUUUAUACAAAUAUAUAAAGACAGUGCUAAAAAUAUGGUAGUUACUCAUAAUAACAUAAUAGAGUCAGCCAUUCUUUAAUUGUAAUAUAGAAAACCUAUAUGUAGCUGUUGUUUUGUGGAAUUUGAUAAUGUACAUGAAUUGGAAAAUUGAAUUAUUAAUGUCAAUUAUAAAGGAUAUUAUUUUAAUGUUCAAUUCUAUGAUAUAUAAUGACUGGAUGCUAUAAUUUUCCAACUUUAAUACCAAAGUGCCUUAUGAAUUAAUACAGAAAAUUAGCCUUAGAAAAAAACAAUUGUAAAUAAAUAAGUUAAUUUAUGAGAUUUUUAAAUGAAUCAGGGAAAACCUGUUUUAAACCAAAGUUAAUAAUAAGAGCAUGUUUGUUUCUAACAUUAUUUUGUUAGCUAUGUCUGUUGGUGAGUUCACUUUUGGCUGUCAUCAAUUAAUUAUCCUGCAGAACAAGACAUUAAACAUAGAUUUAGAAACAAAUGCAAUGUUAACAUUGGUCAAUAGAUCAUUACUUAAUAAAUUUAUAUGCAUGCCUCACAAUACUUCUGCAUUGAAAAUGAUUUAUGUUCCCAUUUGUUCAGGAAAACAAUGUAUUUACAUUGCUGAAGUUCAAAUGCUACUGAUAUAGCAUAAACAAUAAACAUUUAAUUAAUAGUCAACUAUACUGCACAUACAUCCUUUGAUGACAACAUUACAACAUAAUAAAGUAGUAAACAACAAAUACAUGGAUAGUGGUUAGAAACAAACACGCUCUAUAAUUCAGGAUUGUAAAAGAUACCUCUUGUGAACUGCAGCUUUUUAUCAAUAUUCUUAAGAAAUGUUAUAAAUUAUGCUCAAUUUUGUGAUUUUUUUAAUGGACAUAUUCUUUGCUUGUUAUUUCUAUAUGAAAAUGUUGCUUGUUGUGUUAUUUCUGUAUGAAAAUAUUUAUAAAGGGCAAAAUUUUAAAGCUUGUUCAUGAUUUCACUUAAUGUUUAUUUUGAGUACACUGUUUUAUUGUUAAGAAAAGCUUCAGUAAUGAAGAAUCCAUUUAUUACUUUUUCACACAUGUUUGACACUUUAUAAUUAUGUUUUCUGACCGAUUUUUUCCCCCAACAAUUUUUAAAAAUUAAUGUAGAUUUUUUAUUAUCCUACGCAAAAAUGCAUGCAACAUAUGGAGUGAAAUUGAUUUGGCAGUUUGCAUUAAUCUCGUGGCAAUGAGCUGCACAUUAUGUAAUUCUUUAUUCAUAUUCAAAGUACAAAAAUGUCGUUGAUACCUGACCGAAUUUUUGUAUUACAUUAAUAUGAUUUUUGUGGUUAAGCUUAAAAUUUAAACUUUUUCUUUCUUUAAGAAGAUAGAUCUUGAAAGUUGGAGCAGUAGGGGUUCCAAGUAUAGUAAUAGGGGUUGGAUGUUUUUUGAUGAUUUUAAAAAUAAAGAUAAAGAACAAAAAGGAGAAGUUUACAAAUGGAACCGCUCCCUAUAACAUCAACUAAUUAAUAAAGUCAUUUUGAAAUAAGACGAACUAGUAUUCAAAAAAAUUCUUUUUAACAUUUUUUUUUCUUGAAUAAAUCGUUAACAUGUGCUGUAAACUUAAAAAGGAAUGUUGAGUUUUUGUUUUGUUAUUUGCUCACUUUUAUUUGUUAUGACUCAGAUGUAAAUAAUCACCAUUUUCUCCAUUGUAAAUAACACAUUAUAUCAUCUUUCUACAUGUCCCUUCCAUUUGUCUCUUUUAUCCUCCAGUCCUUAAUAUUAUAUUGUUUUCAGAAUUUAUUGUAAAAAUGCCUCUAGUGAGAAUUUUACAAUAUUUCUAUUGUAUCAGUUGACUGUUUUGACAAAGAUCUAUUAUGUUUGGCUAAUUUAAAAUUUUCAUUGAAUAAUUUUUGGAUACUGUUAGUUAAGGAAAAGGGUUAUGAUAAGGCUAUUUGUUUGGCCCUUGAAUAUAAAAAGUAGAUCAGACUAUACUACUUUUCAGUUAUUAAAAAUAAAUAAAAUUAUUAGUUUUUAAGGAUUGAAGAAUUUUACAAUCUUGCAAUGACAGGACCCAGGUUCUUAUCAUAAAUCAUAAUUUGAAGAAGAUGCAAAAUGAAACAAAAGUUAUAAACCAUUGCUUACUUCCCCAUAAAAACCUCUCUUAUGUACACAGAAAAUGAAAGUUCUUAAAUAGGUAAGUCUACAAAAUUGUUUGUUACAAAAACUAUAGUUGUUUAAUUCAGACAAUAAAAAAAAAAGUACAAAAUAAGAAAAAGUCUGUCUUUCAUUAGGUGAAAUGUAGAGGAGUGAGAAAAAAAUAUUCUGAUUUUCAUUUUUAGGAUGAAUGAUAGUAUUUUUAGUGACUACAGGAUGCUAUAAAUAAAGAUAAAAAUGAACAAACACAUUUCUAACCAGGUAGAAUCAUGAAUUAUAUUUUGACAGAUCUGUAAAAAGGUACAUGUAGUGACAACUGUUGAAUCAGAAACAUGUAUUAUCAAACUAAUCAGAAUUAAAAAUAAUCACCGACUUCUACAGCCUAGACCUUCUGGAUCCAGAUAAAUACAUGUUAUGUUGUCAACAUGGUCAUUGUAUAGCUCAAUAUGUUAUUUUGACUGUCAGUUAAUAGUGUUAUGUAAAUAACCACACAGAUGUUGCAGAUUUUAAUUUUUGUAACAAACAUCAAGGUAAAAAAGAGAAACUAAAAAAAAAAGAUGAAUGUUUAUUACUUCUGUUUGUCGUCAAAGCAUAAAUCUGAAGAACCUUUGUGUAGAUACAGACUUUCAUAUGUUUACUCUUUACAACGUGACUUUGUUUUCUUGUACACGUCUCGUCCUGAACAUGCAUGAAAUAUUUGCCACUGGACCUUAAACAACCAACAAUCAAUCAAUCCUGUACACACAACAUGAGGGGCUCUUUACUCCUACAUUAGCCUUUUACAAUUUGGCAUUAAUAAAAAGAAAGCUUGCCUCAAUUUAUAUUAUCUUUAUAUUAUAGUCACCAUCAUUCAAUGUAGCAUGGUCAAAAUCUGAGUCAGACAAAGAUACAUUUCACGAGUUAUUUAACAUAAACAAUAUUGACUUUUAAACUUAAUUUGGUGCCUUCUUCUUCGUCUUAUGUUCAAUAAAAAUUAGGGCAUUUAAUCAUUGAAUGAAAUGCCAAAUAUUAAACAGAAUUUUUAAUUAGGUAGUCAUGUUCACUUUUAAACACCUGCAUAUAUAAUUAGAAGCAGGAUUAAGUUUUAAAUAUCAUUAUCAGGUGAAAUUAAACUUUUAUUUUAAAAAGUGUCGUUUUAUUUAUCCUCGGUUUUAGAGGCAUUGUUUUGUAUGUAAAUAAGAUAUACAGCUUUAUAUGUUAUAUAGUGUGUUGUUAAGAAAUUAGUGCUAGUCUUUAACAUGUACCAUAUUAUCUUAAACAAUUUGUUUUCAUUGGACAUGUUGCCAUCCACCAACCAUCCUGUUAAACAGAAGUAUUGUGGAAUAUAAACUUACACAUAUAUCUAUAUAUUCAAUUAAAAAAUCAUUCAUUUUAAAAAAGUUAAAUUCAUAAAUUUGCAUAUUUUAAGUAAUGUGUUUAGGUAUUGAUAUUUAUCAGCGUUUCCAUAUUGAAGACAUUUAAAAAUGCUUUAAACAUAUAGCCAAAAAAUUCUCAAAAAAUGAAAAGAUAUAUAUUGGUAUGAAUUUAUUUUCUUGAUAUUUAUAUUAAUGUAAAUACUGAACAAUUAAAUGCCUCUUUUUUUGUUAUGUUUUAUUCUCUUGUUGAUCAUUUGAUGUUAUAUAUUGUAUUUUAAUCAUUUCUUACAUCUAUUUUGUUACUGACUGCAUUUUUCAAAUCUUUUGCAUUUCACAUAUAUUUAGAAUGAAAGAAGUAUGUCAAUGGUCAGUAUUAUAAUUUACGGGUAUUUCAGUAUGACCAUGUGAUUGUGUGAACACUGUAAAUUGACCUCACUAUAUCAUUUAUGUACAUAUAUAUGUUUACAUUUGGUUAUAAGUUAACAAUUAUUACAUAUUUGCUUUGUCUUGGUGUUAAUUGAAUGCCAAUAACAUACCAAGUUAUUGAUUUUAGAUGAGUCGAGUGGCAAUUGGUCCAGAUGAAGAUGGAAGUAGGGUAAAUCAAUAUUUUAUAGCAAUUGAAGGUUUAAUUAGCUAAAAGCAGUGUCAGAUUCAAAAGGGGAGGGGGAGCAUAUCCCUUUGAUUGUCUGAAAAAAAAAAAAAUGUUGAUAUAAAAUUGUCCAUCAAAAAUUUUACAUUGCUAGACCAGGCAAUAUAUGACAAUAACACCCCCCUUUUUUUCCAAAACUUGGAUCUACCCUUGAAAAGUAACAGUAUGGAUAUAUUUUGAUACUUAAUUCCUACAAUUUUUUACAAGAAUUUCAGUAGUGUGAUUGACACAACAGUAUUGGUAUUAAAAGUACUGUUUUUGACGUGACAUUAAAAAGUAUCAAAAGUCAUGUGUUAGACACUUAAAGAUAAAUUGGAUUACCACCCUUUAAAUGGAAGAGAACGCUUGUAGUAAUUGAGGUUAUAGAAAUAGUAUUUUUUGCUGGCUCACGUCUGUCAGUUGUAGUACAUGUAGUUGUAGAAAAGUAUGUUUUAGCUGGCUCACGCCUGUCAGUUGUAACUGUUAUAGAAAGAUAGGUUUUGGCAGGCAGAAUCAUGAUACAUUAUUUAUAAGUAUGAAGUUGCUUAUCUUGGAAUAUUUGAUGUAUACUGAUAGUUAUCAUAGAACACAGAAAAAGCAAAUAAGUAAGAAUUGUGACUACCAAGCAACAAGACUCUCAAAUAGGGCAUUGAUGUGUAUAUGUGUGUUGUUAUCGCUAUUAUUUUUCAAUUCACCUCAUUCCUCUAUUGUUGCAUCUAUUCAUUGUAAAAAAUUCUGUCAAUUUAUUCAUGUAAAAACUUACACAUUAAUUUAUCAUGUAUUGUGACAUAUGUUGUGGUGUAAAAGUUCAAAAAUCCUGCCUACAUAUUUCCACACUGGCUGAUUUAUGCUAUUUUAGUUGGUAUUAAGAGAACGAUCAGGAGGAAUCCAAGUAAAUUAUAUAUGCCAGAGGUCAUAAAAGUAGAAUAAUGUUUUCAAAUUUAUUGUUGGUAUCAAAUUAAAUAUUCUAAAAGGAAUCAGUCCUAGUUUUUGAAAUUCAAAAAGUAUGCUCUAAAUUUUAAAUAAAUAAAAAAAGCAGUGAAAAAUAUUGGUAAAUUUUAUAAGUACUGAAUUGUGUUAUUAACUGUUUGAUAAACUGGAAAGGAAAUGGUAUGUAUGGAAAGGCAAUUUGUAAGUUCACCCAAACAAAGUUCCUAUGGUAUCACAUAAAAGAAAAUUAAACAGAGUCAGCAUCAACCAAUACAUACUAAUAGGUCAGCUCUUUCAUGUUAAUUAGAUUAUGUCAUAAUAAGUUUAUCAAGGAUGAAAGUCGUUAAAAAAAAAAAAAAAAUCAUUUCCAUUUUAACAGAAUUUUUAAAACAAAAUUUUUGAAUGCCUUUUACCUUCCAAACUGCAAAUUUUACGGGUCAUCAGUCAUUUAAUUUUUGUCCGGUUUGGAUUCUGUUUUAUUUUUUUGAAACCUUUGCAUAAAGUUUUACAAUUGUAUUAGUAAUUUUAAUCAUUUGAUAGUUGGAAAAUUGUAAUAGAUUAUAAAACAUACAGACAAUCAUAGGGUACUACUGUCAAUGACGUAAAACUCAGGGAAAUUAAGGUUGCCAUGGAUAUAUAAAACAAUUUUAAACAUUAAGAAGCCUUAAAGGAAGUUUGGCAUUGUACUGCAAUCAAAGAAAACUCCAUAACUAUAUAGCCGUGUAUUCAUAUCUUGUAGGGUAAAGCAUGACUUUCUAUGCGGGUACAUAACCGUUCUAUGUCACCGUCUGUGAAUUUUUAAGCCAAAGAAGCGUGGUAUUAUUUGUAAUAUUAAACAUAAACAAAUUAAAUCGUCAUCAGGAUCAAAAUGAUAUAGGAAAAUACAUUAUUCUCAUUUUACUCAUUUUGAUAUCAUUUCACAGUUAGUAUGUAUAUAAAUAAUUGUAAUUAAUCAGGGUACCUAAAUCAAUGUAAAUAAAAUCAUGUUGAUAUAAAUUACAUAUUUCUAUUCUAACAUCUAAAUCUUCAGAGUCAUACAGUUGACCUAAAUCUUCAGAGUCAUACAGUUGACCAAUGUAUGGUCCAUUAUGAUUAAAACACUAGUUACCUUUCACAGACGAAUGUGUAUUAAACAAACCACGAAUGAAUAGCAAUUUUUGGAAGGUCUCUUGAAAUUUUAAAGGUGUUUUAACUGCUUUGGAUUAAAAUUCAUAUUUGCAGAGUAAUCAACUGUGACAAAAUUUGUUUUCCUAACAUCAAAGUUUAUCACAAAAAAACUUAUUAAUUAAAUGAAAUUAAUUGAAAAAUUUCAAAGCAUUACAUUUUCUUUAUAAGAUAUUUAUUGAAAAAUGCAAUCUUCCAUUAAAUUUAGUUUUAAAACAAAUAACAAGAUAAUGAGGAAAUUUACAUUAGUUGAAAUUGGUUGUUAUGGACAUUGUUUUGCCCAGAAAAGCCUUUGUUUUUAGCUGUGGUACAAUUUCUUGCCAGUUAUAAUGUUAUAACAUUUUAUUCUUUAUUUUCUUGCCUCAUCUUCAGCUUAUAAUUUGAUUGUAACAUGUGUGUAUGCAUGCUCAUUGUAUUAUGGAAGUAUUGCUCAAAUAUCAAUAAAAUAUAUAAUAAUCCA
Messenger RNA from Mytilus californianus (California mussel), 9021 nucleotides. Its product is annotated as galanin receptor type 1-like. Gene Ontology annotation, cellular component: membrane. Gene Ontology annotation, molecular function: G protein-coupled receptor activity. The transcript has 6 exons. The record is from RefSeq and is a predicted model, not a curated record. Gene Ontology annotation, biological process: G protein-coupled receptor signaling pathway. Lineage: Eukaryota; Metazoa; Mollusca; Bivalvia; Mytilida; Mytilidae. The coding region runs from base 264 to 1634 and encodes 456 amino acids.